Messenger RNA from Cotesia glomerata, 3559 nucleotides. RefSeq lists its product as uncharacterized. Gene Ontology annotation, cellular component: nucleus. Gene Ontology annotation, biological process: positive regulation of transcription by RNA polymerase II. NCBI's taxonomy places the organism in Eukaryota, Metazoa, Arthropoda, Insecta, Hymenoptera, Braconidae. The record is from RefSeq and is a predicted model, not a curated record. The transcript is spliced from 9 exons. Bases 299 to 3475 code for a protein of 1058 amino acids. Gene Ontology annotation, molecular function: RNA binding; transcription factor binding.
UAGCAAAAUUUUAGCACAAAUUGUACAUUGCCGUACAAAUUUACACUUUUACCGACAUUUAAUAUUGAAAAGUGUAUAACGCUUACUGAUUGGUUUACACGCGGUAUAUGCGGCCGGAAAAAGUUAGGAUAAGUGAACGUGGUCAUCACAUGUGUGACAGUAAUAUGUAAUAUGUUUCGUGGUGGAUUUUUUAAUAAUAUUAAUAACGUGUACUAAACAAUUGAGUAAAUAGAACACAAUAAUUUAUAUUAAAUUUUUUUUACAGUCUCAAAUUUUUUUUUCAAAUUCCGUUAAUGCCAUGGAAACGGAUUAUUUAAAUUUUCACGAUGGAGGACAAUUUUCAGAAUUUUCUAGCAAUUUUGAUGAGUAUGAUUUUUCUGAUGAUGCUCAAAAAUUACGAAUGGUUAUCGAUGAUGACUUUGAUUACAGUCAUAGUCGACGUGCACAUGAAAAUUUUUGGGAAAUUGAACAAGAACUUAAUGGAGACAUGGCUGUAUUACCAGCAUCAGGAGUAUCAUCACAAAUGCCGAAAAUUGAAAAUAUGAAUCAAGAUUUCGUUAAUACUUUUAACGAUUGGAGUGAACACCUUGGUGCUCUACAGGAAUAUGAAUCUAACAAUGAAUUGAUAACUCUCCAUAAUAAUUUACCGGAAUCUUUGAACAUAAGUUUUCCCGAAAUUUUUAGUGACGACAAUAAUGACAUGUAUAUACCACCGACUGAAAAUACCCCAGAAGACAUUAAAAUAACUCCAAGUCCUAUUAAAACUCUCCCUGAAUUACCAUCCUUAUAUCUGACAUCUCCAGUUAAGAGUAAAGAAAGUCCACUUUUAAACAAAGUUAAGUUAGAACCCGAAGAAAACGAACUAACAGAAGUAAAAGAAAAUUUUGAUGAGUGGGCGGAUAAGGAAGAAGGGGAAGGGUGCAUUGAUGUUGAAACAGUAUCUGAAUAUCAACCCGUGUUAGAAGCUCGCGAUGUUAAAAGUUUAUUAGAACAAUUUGAAGCUUCAGAAGCUAAUCUUGAUCUUAUAAAUCCCAAUUCUACUAAAAAAAAUACCGAAAGUAAACCGUCAUGCGAAAUUAACAACAAAGUAGCAAACAAACCUAAAGAUGUUUCAAAAUCAUUAGAAUCUACAGAACCACAAGUAUCAGAAAGACAUAAAAAUAUCCGCGACUCAUUACCAAAAGAAGUAAUAGACAGGAUAAAUGCUUCAGCACGUAAAAAAGUUAUUUCAGUUAUUCCCGCAUUGUCAACUAACAUAAAAAAUAAUUCCCGUAAUAAUAAUCGUACGACUAAAGCUACUUCUACACGUAGCAAAGGUUCAAAAGUUGUUAACCAAAAUACUGCAUUUGAUACUGUUGUUCAAAAUGAUCACACUUACUGUACUAGUAGUAGUAACAAUAAUAACUCUAAUUACGCGAGUAAUAAUUCUACUGGGCAUGCAUCAAAGCCAGGUAAAGGAAAACAAGGGAAAAAAUCAAUUAAUUCAAAAGUUAAUAAACCUGUUCAAAAUCACCGGAAUAAUUUAAUCAAACGAAUGGACAGUUGGACUGACAGUAGCUCAAAAAAAGACAGUGGGUUAGAAUCGGGAGAUGUUAGUGAUGCUAGUGAAGAAUUAGCUACUAAAAGUUCUGUAAAUUUGAAUGAUCAGCAAAAUCAAUCAAUUAAUAAGCGAUCUUUAGCAAACAAUUCAGUACCUGUAAAUAAAAUAAUAAAUGUUGAUAAUAAAAAAAAUCAAGCAAAGCCUGUUUCUGGAAUAAAAAUACAAUCAGCUUUGGCUACGAGUAUUUUACAAAUGAGAAAUGGUGUUUUAACAAAAACAAAAUCGGUUGAUGAAAAUAUUCUUAAAGGGAAAAUGGUUUCGGUGUUGAAAAAACCACCGGUUAAUAAAUUAAUCGGAUUUAAUGAAAGUAUAAUAACAACGAAAAAUAGUUUGAAUGAUGAUGUGCAAAAUAUUAUUGUCCAAGAUACUUCUAUGAUAUCAUCUUCGUCGUCUUCGUCAUCAAUUAAUGAAAAUGAGAAAAAACCACCAAAGCGAAAAUUGAAUUUAGCUGAGUACAGAAGCAGGCGUGAUCAAAACAGUGCAGGUAAUAGUAGAACGUGUUCACCUAUCCAACCUAUGACGUUAAUUUACAUUCAUCAUGCAUCUACAACAACUGAUCCUAUAACAACUGAUUCUGAUAAUCCAGUCUGGUCAGAACGUGAAAUAGUUUCGAUGUUAAAACCUAAAAAUUUGGUUGAUGAACCGAGAAUAAAGCCUGCUAUGUGUGACGCAUCUGUACAGACACAUGAAACUGUUUUUGAUAAUCCUAAUAGCUCUGAUGUGAUAGUUGAAAAACCAGAAAUUGAAGCUAGCUUAACAACUGAUGUUAAAGUUGUUAAUGAUGAAAAAAUAAGUCUUGUUGAAAAAGAUCAAGCUUUUGGAAAAAAAAGGAAUUACAGGCAGCGUAGAGCUUCUUCAAGCAGUAGAUCACGUUCACGAAGCCGCAGUAGAAGUAGUAACAGUAUUCAAAGUCGUAGUAAGAAAGAAAGGAAGGCUGUCAGUCGUAAAAGAGUCAGCCGGAGUCGAAGUCAUAAUAAGUAUAAGACCAACAAACGUCGUAGUAGUAGUAGUCGAAGUAGAAGUCAGAGUCGAAGUCGGAGUCGGAGUCGGAGUUUAAGUCGGAGCCGCAGUAGAAGUUGGAGCUUGUCAAGUCGAAGAAAUAUUAGACGCAGAAAAAUUAGCCAUCGUCGUAGUAGCGUUAGUUCUAAUAGUAGUUGGUCUUCACGAUCAAGAUCUAGAUCGACUUAUAGGUCGAGAUCAUUCUCAAGAUCAUCACGAUCAAGAUCAAGAUCAAGAUCGUCCAGGUCAAGAUCUAGAUCCAGAUCUCGAUACUCAAGUAGUACACGGUAUUGUAAGUAUAAAUCGGAAAGGAAUAAAAGGUCGGGCCAACGAAAGCGAUCACGGACACGAAGAACGGAUUAUGAUAGACGCAGACGUUACUCGUCGGAACGUAGUAGCGAUUAUUAUAACAACAGAAGAUCACCGAGCUACACGAGAAAUUCUUACAAUAACACAUGGCACAAUCAUGAAAAAACGAGACAAGUUGAAGAACGUCGGGUAAUAUACGUUGGUCGUAUUGAUGAAGGAAUCACUAAAGCUGAUUUAAGAAAAAGAUUUGAAGCUUUUGGACCAGUUACAGAUAUUAGUUUACAUUUUCGUGAGCACGGAGAUAACUAUGGGUUUGUUACAUUUGCUAAUAAACAUGAUGCAUAUAAUGCUGUAGAGCAUGGUAAUGAUGAUCCAGCUUUACCAAGAUAUGAUCUGAGUUUCGGAGGACGAAGAGCGUUCUGCAAAGUUAAAUAUGCUGAUUUAGAUGGUGCACCAAAUAGCUCAUAUAGUACUGGCCGAAGUGUAUUAAAUUCCAACAACGAAGACAAUUCCUUCGAUUUUCUAUUGAAAGAAGUUCAAGCAAAAUUACGUAACCGAAAGGUUUGACAUACGUAUUUUUUAAUAGUUUUAAAUAUUAUUUAAUACAUUGAUAUAGGUGUUUAUAUAUUUAAAUAUACACACCUACGCGUA